Molecule: messenger RNA, 3290 nt
Organism: Equus caballus (horse)
Lineage: Eukaryota; Metazoa; Chordata; Mammalia; Perissodactyla; Equidae
Source: RefSeq, a predicted model, not a curated record
GACUGGGUUAGAGAAAUGAAAGAAGCAAGCCUUUGACACCCCGCUCAGUCUCCCUGCAGCGCAGCAGUCUAGGCUUGGACAAGGACCUGGAGAGCCCUGGGGCUGAGCUGAGAGGCUGAAGCUACCGAAGAACAAGAGAAGGACCUGGCAGAGCCAUGAUAUUUCCCUGGAAAUGUCAGAGAGCUCAGAGGGGCUUAUGGAAUGUCUUCAAGUUAUGGGUCUGGACGGUGCUCUGUUGUGAUUUCUUCACACACCAUGGAACCAAUUGCUGGACUUACCAUUAUUCUGAAAAACCCAUGAAUUGGUCAGGAGCUAGAAAGUUCUGCCAAGAAAAUUACACAGAUUUAGUUGCCAUACAAAACAAGGGGGAAAUUGAGUACCUGAAUGAGGUGCUUCCUUUCAAUCGUAAUUAUUACUGGAUAGGAAUCCGGAAGGUAGGAACAACAUGGACGUGGGUGGGAACCAACAAGCCUCUCACUGAAGAAGCAGAGAACUGGGGAGAUGGGGAGCCCAACAACAAGAAAAGUAAAGAGGACUGCGUGGAGAUCUACAUCAAGAGGUUCAGAGACGCAGGGAAAUGGAAUGAUGACGCCUGCCACAAAAACAAGACAGCCCUCUGUUACACAGCUUCUUGUAAGCCUUGGUCAUGCAGCGGCCAUGGAGAAUGUGUGGAAACCAUCAAUAAUAACACCUGCACCUGUGAUGUGGGGUACUAUGGGCCGCAGUGUCAGUUCGUGAUUCAGUGUGAGCCUUUGCAAGCCCCAGAGCUGGGUACCAUGGCCUGUGUUCAUCCUCUGGGAAACUUCAGCUUUAGCUCACAGUGUGUCUUCAACUGCUCUGAGGGAAGAGAGAUCGUCGGGAUUGAAGAAACCACUUGUGGGCCAUCUGGAAAAUGGUCAUCUCCAGAACCAACCUGUCAAGUGAUUCAGUGUGAGCCUCUAACAGCACCUGAUUUGGGGACCAUGGACUGCAGUCACCCCCUGGCAGACUUCAGCUUUACCUCCACAUGCACCUUCAACUGCUCAGAAGGAACUGAGUUAAUUGGAGAGAGGAAAACUAUUUGUGGAUCAUCAGGAAUCUGGUCCAGCACUAGUCCAAAGUGUCAAGUGAUUCAGUGUGAGCCUUUGCAAGCCCCAGAGCUGGGUACCAUGGCCUGUGUUCAUCCUCUGGGAAACUUCAGCUUUAGCUCACAGUGUGUCUUCAACUGCUCUGAGGGAAGAGAGAUCGUCGGGAUUGAAGAAACCACUUGUGGGCCAUCUGGAAAAUGGUCAUCUCCAGAACCAACCUGUCAAGUGAUUCAGUGUGAGCCUCUAACAGCACCUGAUUUGGGGACCAUGGACUGCAGUCACCCCCUGGCAGACUUCAGCUUUACCUCCACAUGCACCUUCAACUGCUCAGAAGGAACUGAGUUAAUUGGAGAGAGGAAAACUAUUUGUGGAUCAUCAGGAAUCUGGUCCAGCACUAGUCCAAUGUGUCAAAAGUUGGACAGGAGUUUCACGGCGAUCAAGGAAGGUGACUACAACCCCCUCUUCAUCCCUGUGGCAGUCAUGGUUACUGCAUUAUCUGGGUUGGCAUUUAUCAUUUGGCUGGCAAGGAGAUUAAAAAAAGGCAAGAAGUCUCGGAAAAGGAUUGGAAGCAUUAUGGUAUAUUUCCUCUUGUCCUGGAUGAACACGAGAGCAAUACAAAAUACAGUAUUCAGGAAACAUUCAAUUCAACAAGUCUUUAUUGAGAAACUAUUGAAGCUCAGGCCCUAAGAAGAAGGUAUAAUUCCAGAGCCCCGGCCCUCAAUGCCCAGCCUGAGGGGCCGAAUGACUACUCCUCUGGUAAGCAUUGACUUUCAGAAAUGUGGAAAAUGUGGGGAGCAGGAAUUCUAUCUGCAGCUUCCCCUAAAAGGCAAUUUUUCAGUUUGGUCUUGAACUUCAUGUUUCACAAUUGGAGAAACAUAUACUGAGAGGAGAUGCAGACAUGUGAAAAUAUGUGGCCCAUUUGGCAGAAAUGAAGAUGGCAACACAUUUCUCAGUUUCAGGGGUUUAGUGACUUGCUUUGAAAUUUUAGGAAGGAGGGUGCAAGUAAAAAGAACUAUGGAGAUGAGACUUUGGUGACAUACUAAGUACUGAGCUAGACAACUGAGCUCCUUUUAAAAUGCUGGAAAUGAAGCAGGAUGGUCCAUGAGGAGGCUGGUUUCUUGUUCAGACCACCGUCCUACAAACCACAAAUUGUUAUAGAGAAGUUCGCGGUGGUUCAGUAAGCUUUAGCUUAGAAUGCAAAAGAGAAACUGCGGAGACAUAAGGCAAGGAAGGCCAGAUCAUAAAGCAAUUUAUAAGCCAUGUUAAAGAGUAGGGACUUCAUCUUGAGGUCUUUGGGGUAUCACCACGGGGGUUUAAGCAGGUGAAUGUCACGUUGAAACAUGCAUCUUGAGGAUCUCAACGUUUGGUCUAGGAGGGUCACUCUAUACCAAAGUAUGCAAACAUGCAUGGGAAGUGGUUGAGCCUGGAGGCAAAGAAUUGUUUUCGAGGAAUUUGAAGUUAUUAGGUGCCUGUCUAGAGAAAUAGCAGUGAGGAUGAGCUUGUGAGACAAGAGGAGGCAGAAUCAACUGAAUAUGGUGAUUGAUUGGCUGAGAGAGAGAGAGAGAAGAAUCAAAGAAGUUGCCGUGGUUCUGAUCUGGGAACCGAUGGAUGGUUGCUGUCUGUAUUAUACUGUUUACUGAGAAGGGAACACGAAAGAAUGAGAAGUUCUGGAGGUGAAGAUCAUGGGUUCAGUUUUGCACAUAUUGAGCUUUAGGUGCCUGUGGCUCAUCCGUAUUCCAUUGGUUCUAGCUGUAGCACAGGGGCUAUCUUGGGACAGAAUGGAUUUGGGGGUUCUCACGUUACAAGAGGUAACUGCUAUCUCAGGAGCAGGCACCAUCAUCCAGGGAGAAUGUGCAGUGUGAGAAUGGAAGAGGAUGUGGGAGAGAGAGUGGGGACUGGAGGAACAUCAACAUCGAACAAGUCAGCUAAGGAAAAGGAGAAUGGGAAGAGGUUUUCCAGAGAGGCAGAAGGAAAAUGAGGAAAGUUUGGGUGGUGAAUACUAAGGAAAGAGGGAAAUGGAAACUGUUUCAAAUGCCUCCAGGAGAAUCAGUAAGUUUCCACUGGAUGUAACAAGGGUGUCAGUGGAGGGACUGUUUUCAGUGUUGAGGUCAGGGUAGAAGUCUGAUAGCCAGGGGUGGAGGAAUCAGUGGGGAUGAGAAAGCAGAGGCAGAACUUGUAAGUCAUCUCUUUUCAACAGCUUGGCCAGAAGGAGACAAGAGUGUG